Ectocarpus sp. CCAP 1310/34 is the source of this 3591-nucleotide messenger RNA. The record is from the annotation of a GenBank genome assembly. NCBI's taxonomy places the organism in Eukaryota, Phaeophyceae, Ectocarpales, Ectocarpaceae.
AUGUGGCCUGUAGAUGAACGGGUCAACGACAUGGGCAUUUGGAAGAGCUCCAUCCCAAAGGAGCUGGGAGAUCUCCGAGAGCUGCGGGAGCUGUGGCUCGGCAGCAACCGGCUCACAGGGUCCAUCCCAUCGGAGCUGGGGCACCUUUCAGCACUGAAGGAGCUCUCCCUUUCCGCGAAUCAACUAUCUGGUGAGACAUCAAUUUCCAUCCCAUCGGAGCUGGGGCACCUUUCAGCACUGAAGGAGCUCUCCCUUUCCGCGAAUCAACUAUCUGGCCACAUCCCACCGGAACUAGGGGCUCUCAGCGAGCUGCAAGACCUGUGGCUCGACAGCAACAAGCUUACAGGGUCCAUCCCAUCGGAGCUGGGGCACCUUUCAGCACUGAAGGAGCUCUCCCUUUCCGCGAAUCAACUAUCUGGCCCCAUUCCGCCGCAACUCGGACAGCUUGGCGCCCUCCAGUACCUCAUCCUCGACGGCAACAAGCUAGAUGUGUUCCCUAGAGCGGUGGCUGAGAGAUUUGCAGUUCAAAAUGUCAGCAUUUAUACUGCAGAAAACCCUUGGACGGAGCCACCAGCGGAUGUGCUGGAGCUGGGUAUGGCCUAUGCGGCCAGGUUCCUCAAGGACCUGAACGACUUCGGAAGGACAUCGUCCAAUCGGCUGAAGGUCGUGCUGGUUGGAUUGGGCAACGCAGGCAAGACGAGUGUUGCCGUUCGGUUAGAAGGUCUUGCGUCGUCGAAGCCCCUGCCGACUGCCGAGGAGCGCACGGUGGGAGUGGAAAUACGGGAUAUACAGCUAGCACCUGGCCCAGCCAAUGGAGGAAGCCGGGGGAACGCCGAACUAGACGUGAAGCUCUGGGAUUUCGCUGGGCAGAGAGCAUACUAUGACACGCACCAGAUGUUCCUCACUCCGGGCGCUCUCUUCGUCCUGGUUGUGGAUAUAUUCGCGUACUCGGAGGACGGGCAUUCUCGGGAGGAUGCUCUCGAGCAGUGGCUUGACAUCCUUCAAGCCCGAGUCCCCGGUUCUGUGGUCUUGCUCGUCGGAACACACAGCGACAUGUUUGACAGUCCAGCCGACUGCAGCAAGCGGGACAUAAUGGACCGGGUUGGCCGCGAGUGCAAGUCAGCCAGAGAACGGGCCAGGCAAGAGUCGGCGGGAAACAGUGACCGGGAGUACGCGGGCGUCCAGGACAGCCGCCGCUACCAACCUCUUCGCAUCGUGGUGGUGGACGAGCUGCUUGCCCUGAACCUGACUCCCUCCGGAGGAGUAACUACCGCGCAGCUCCAGGAGCAUUUUGAGGGAGUUGCCUACGGCGUUCAUGAUGGUUACUCAUUCCCUUCGGUGAAUAGCGAGGUGCCCGAGCCGCACUUGCUCGCUGUCGCAACGCUGGAGGCGGUUCGUCGUGGUGCGACCUUACGCGGUUCGGGCGGCGAUCCAGCAGAGGUAGUGCGCAGGCUCGACGGGGAGAAGCUUGAUGAAGGCCAACCAUUCAUUCUGUUCCCAGAGGCCCUGUCUCUUUUUCUCGAGGUUGCAGGCGAGAAAUCCUUGUUUGGUGGGAAUGCGACCGAGGGAGAACAGGCUUUUCUGGCGGCCAUCACGUUGCACGAACGACAGGGUGCGAUUCUCGUGACUCGUGCCGACGGUGGCGGAGAAAAGGAGGACAUGAAACCAGCAUCUGAACAGCACCUCGUCAUCCACGUGAACCCGGCCUGGUUUGCUGAUUUGAUUCGCCGUAUCGUUGACGUUCGGCUGCUCGACCCGGCGCAGCAGGAAAAGCUUGCUGAAGUGAUCAAGAGACAGUCACCCGCCUCUGUAGCAGAACUGUCGAAACAGCACGGCAGGUUCUUUUUGGCGGGGGAGGUGAGCAAGCGCUACAUGAAGUUCCUCUGGAAAGAACGAGACUUGGAGUUAGGUCCUGCAAGCCCAAGCCUAGCGGCGCCGCCUUUCGAAAUGUCGGAAGAAACCAUCACGACAAUGGUGGAAAGUUUACUUGCCGUUCGGUUCAUGUUUCGAGUGCGACACAACAAGGACCACUACAUCGUCCCAAGCUGCCUUCCUGACCACGUCGGAUGCACUGUGGAUGCCAAGAAACUGUUGGGGUUAGAUGUAGGCGGUGCGAUUUUUUCCAGAAAGCUGCAACUUGGCGGGGAGCAACCCGUACCCCCCGGGCUUAUCCCGAGGUUGCUCGCUUGGUGUAGCCAGGGAGACGCGCGCAUCACAACGUGCUGGAAGCGAGGAGUUUGUUUCGCCUUCAACAGGAAACACUUGGUAUUGCUCUAUGAGCAUCGAAAAGAAGCUGGCAGGUCGGUGAUUGAGUGCCACGCAAUGGGAAGUGCGCACAACGAGAAGGCAGGGGGGACGUUGGACGAUGUGGUCGCAGAGCUUCGCCGGCUUGUUGGUGAUCCCAAGUACGGAUUCCCGGGCAUCUGGCUAUUUUUCGACGGGGGGGUGGAGCAUCAAAAGGCCACCUCCGCUGGCGAACUCGAUAAAUUGUUAUCGCGCUUCGCGGGCGAGUUGAAGGAUCACAUGAACGUCAAUUUCAAGGAGCUCGCACGGAAGUCGAACGUCAUUGCGGGGGGCGUUGAAAGGCACUUGCGUAAGGGACAGGAGGAGAUGGCAACUUCGUUCAACCAUCAGAUUCAACAACUCGGCCAGGACAUGUCCCGUAAACUCGAUUGCAUCGCCGCUGUCACGAGCAAGUGCCUGCUGGUGUCUGUCGAGAAGGACAUCCCAUGCCCCCGCCUCAUCAUGGUAUUGGAGGAUGUGUCGCCGGGGUCAGCGCUCUCACGUCUUUCUCAUUUUCGCCGGGACAUGGUCGACAAGUUACUUCGCAGGGAAGGGGAAGGGCCGGCGCCUCAGUGCUAUCGUAUUCGUUUCUUGUGUGCAUACGACUUGACAGCGGGCACCUGCGGAAAGGAUGGCCUCGGGUAUAAGGUCGAGAUCCAGGGCUGGCAAGAGUGGCUGAAAGCGUGCUUGCCGGUUAUCAAGGUGUCUCUCUGGCUCCUUCGCGUGGGCAUCUCUGUCGUUACUCGCGCGGAUGUCUUGCCGGUAGACGGUGUGAUAGAAACUCUCGAGGAGGUUGCUGGGGAGGAGGCAGCCGGAAUACUCGGGGAGAUCGACCUCGAAGGCCGACGCUCCAGCGGCCAGGAUCUUGUAGACAAGGUCAACGCCCAGGAGCAGGUUUUCGGCACGGCUUACGCCGAGUUAGCCAAGUGGGUGCAGCAGAGGGAGGACAAGAUUGGCGACGGGGGGGACGAUGCACAAACUGCAGGCAAUACCGUUGGCGGGGGAGCGGCAGAUGGGGGGCGGGGCUGCAGGUGGUUGUGCAGUUGGUGGCGUCGCUCUCACAACAAUACACCCGCACAGCCACCGGACGCCGGCUGUGCGAUGUCCGGGAAUGUCACUGGCGGAGUUCCAGCCGCUCCUGUAGCACCCGUGUCCACCGUCGCUCCGGCCGGUAAACGUAGCUUCGAAAGUGAUAUGGAACUCGCUUCUCGUCAGAGAGGCACCGAAGCGCCAGAAUGGGCGUGGGUGCGCCGUGUCAACAAAGACAAGUGGCAGAAGUUUCAGAGUCCCAGCCCCGCCCGCCCUUAG